ACUUGGGUUAUAUGUACUUGCUCAUGGGCAUAAUAUCUUCACCUGCUGUAUUUCCCGUGGCAUUUACAAUAACUUGGAAAAAACAAUCCGCUAUGGCUGCUAUUGUCUCUUCAAUUGUUGGUGUCAUUUGUGGAAUUAUUGCUUGGUUAGUUACCGCUAAAAAACUUUUUGACGAAAUUACUAUUCAAUCUACUGGUGACAAUUAUCCUAUAGUAUCCAUCUUAGUUCCGUUGAUUAUUACCGUAAUUUGGUCAUCAAUUUUCCCUGAUAAUUUCGACUUUGAUAUUACCCGUACAGAAUUAAAAGUUUUAACUGAUGAUGAAGUUAAUGAUACAUAUAAAGAUGUUGAUCCAGCUGAAACAGAUCCUGUUAGAUUAAAAAAAGCAUUUCAAUUUGCUCUUUGGUGUAGUAUUAUUUUAACAAUCAUAUUAGUUAUUCUUUGGCCAUUACCCAUGUACUUUUCGAGAUAUGUUUUCUCCAGACCCUUUUUCACUUUUUGGGUGGCUAUAAGUAUGAUUUGGGCCAUUUGUGGUGCUAUUGCUGUCGCCAUCUUUCCGGUGGUCGAAGCAAGACAGAGUAUUUUUAGAGUAAUUAAAGGUGUCUUUUUGGAUAUUACUAGAAGAGGUACUGGAUCAGUUGAUGAAAUAGUUGAAGUCAAGCAUGACACAGUUAAUAAUGAGAAAGUUACCAAAGUCUAA
Ambispora leptoticha is the source of this 698-nucleotide messenger RNA. The record is from the annotation of a GenBank genome assembly. Lineage: Eukaryota; Fungi; Glomeromycota; Glomeromycetes; Archaeosporales; Ambisporaceae.